This is a messenger RNA of Heterocephalus glaber (naked mole-rat), 9139 nucleotides long. RefSeq names its product strawberry notch homolog 1 (gene Sbno1). Gene Ontology annotation, cellular component: nucleus. Gene Ontology annotation, molecular function: histone binding; chromatin DNA binding. Gene Ontology annotation, biological process: regulation of DNA-templated transcription. NCBI's taxonomy places the organism in Eukaryota, Metazoa, Chordata, Mammalia, Rodentia, Bathyergidae. The record is from RefSeq and is a predicted model, not a curated record.
GCCGCUGCCACUGCCGCCGCCGCCGCCUCCGCUCCAGUCGCCUUGGGCUCUUCAAGCUCUCACCGCUUGGGAGAAGCUGUCCUGGCGUCGGCUCCCGCGGGGAAAAUGGUGGAACCGGGGCAAGAUUUGCUACUUGCUGCUUUGAGUGAGAGUGGAAUUAGUCCGAAUGACCUCUUUGAUAUUGAUGGAGAUGUGGGCCUUGCAACUCCAACCCCAACACCUGCACUUCAGCAGUCGGUGCCAUUUGGUGCAUUAGAACUAGGUUUGGAGGCAGAAGCUGCAGUUACUGUUAAACAAGAAACAGAAACGGUACCCACUCCUGCGCUGUUAAAUGUGAGGCAGCAGCCUCCAUCGACUACAACAUUUGUGUUGAAUCAAAUAAAUCAACUUCCAACCCUGGGAUCUACAAUUGUAAUGACUAAAACACCACCUGUAACAACUAACAGGCAGACCAUCACUUUAACAAAAUUUAUCCAGACUACUGCAAACACCCGCCCUUCAGUGUCAGCACCAGCAGUGCGGAACACUGUGACCACUGCACCUUCAAAAGACCAGGUUCAGCUAAAGGAUCUACUAAAAAAUAAUAGUCUGAAUGAACUCAUGAAGCUGAAGCCACCUGCUAAUAUUGUUCAGCCAGUUGCAACAGCAGCUACUGAUGUAAGCAAUGGUACAGUGAAGAAGGAGUCUUCUAAUAAAGAAGUGGCAAGAAUAUGGAUAAAUGACAUGAAAAUGAGGAGUUUUUCCCCAACCAUGAAGGUUCCGGUUGUAAAAGAGGAAGAUGAACCAGAGGAGGAAGAUGAAGAAGAAAUGGGCCAUGCUGAAACCUAUGCAGAGUAUAUGCCAAUAAAAUUAAAAAUUGGCCUGCGUCAUCCAGAUGCUGUAGUGGAAACUAGUUCUUUAUCCAGUGUCACUCCUCCUGAUGUUUGGUAUAAAACAUCCAUCUCUGAAGAAACCAUCGACAGUGGCUGGUUAUCAGCAUUACAGCUUGAGGCAAUUACAUAUGCAGCUCAGCAACAUGAAACAUUCCUACCUAAUGGAGAUCGUGCUGGCUUCUUAAUAGGUGAUGGUGCUGGUGUAGGGAAAGGCAGGACAAUAGCAGGAAUCAUCUAUGAAAAUUAUUUGUUGAGUAGAAAGAGAGCAUUGUGGUUUAGUGUUUCCAAUGACUUAAAGUAUGAUGCUGAAAGAGAUUUGAGGGAUAUUGGAGCAAAAAACAUUUUGGUCCACUCAUUAAAUAAGUUUAAAUAUGGAAAAAUUUCUUCCAAACAUAACGGGAGUGUGAAAAAGGGCGUGAUUUUUGCUACGUAUUCCUCCCUUAUUGGUGAAAGCCAGUCUGGUGGUAAAUAUAAAACUAGAUUAAAACAACUUCUGCAUUGGUGUGGUGAUGACUUCGAUGGAGUGAUAGUGUUUGAUGAAUGUCAUAAAGCAAAAAACUUAUGUCCUGUUGGUUCUUCAAAACCCACGAAGACAGGCUUAGCAGUUUUGGAGCUUCAGAACAAAUUGCCAAAAGCCAGAGUUGUUUAUGCAAGUGCCACUGGUGCUUCGGAACCACGCAACAUGGCCUAUAUGAACCGCCUUGGAAUCUGGGGUGAGGGGACUCCAUUUAGAGAAUUCAGUGAUUUCAUUCAAGCAGUGGAGCGCAGAGGUGUCGGUGCUAUGGAAAUAGUUGCUAUGGAUAUGAAGCUCAGAGGAAUGUAUAUUGCCCGACAGCUGAGUUUUACUGGAGUGACCUUCAAAAUUGAGGAAGUUCUUCUUUCUCAGAACUAUGUUAAAAUGUAUAACAAAGCAGUGAAGCUGUGGGUCAUCGCCAGAGAGCGGUUUCAGCAGGCUGCGGACCUGAUUGAUGCUGAGCAACGAAUGAAGAAGUCCAUGUGGGGUCAGUUUUGGUCUGCACACCAGAGGUUUUUCAAGUACUUGUGCAUAGCAUCCAAAGUUAAGAGGGUUGUGCAGCUAGCCCGGGAGGAAAUCAAGAAUGGAAAAUGUGUUGUAAUUGGUCUGCAGUCUACAGGAGAAGCUAGAACAUUAGAAGCUUUGGAAGAGGGUGGAGGAGAAUUGAAUGAUUUUGUUUCAACUGCCAAAGGAGUGUUGCAGUCACUCAUUGAAAAACACUUCCCUGCUCCAGACAGGAAAAAACUGUAUAGUUUGCUGGGAAUCGAUCUGACAGCUCCAAGUAACAACAGUUCACCAAGAGAUAGCCCUUCUAAAGAAAAUAAAAUGAAGAAACGGAAAGGUGAAGAAAUAACUCGAGAAGCCAAAAAAGCACGAAAAGUUGGUGGCCUCGCAGGUAGCAGUUCUGAUGACAGUGGAAGUGAGUCUGAUGCCUCUGACAUUGAAGAAAGUGACUACGAGAGCUCUAAAAACAUGAGCUCCGGUGAUGACGAUGAUUUCAACCCCUUUCGAGACGAAUCUAGUGAGGGUGAUGAAGAUGAUCCUUGGUUAAUCAGAAAAGACCAUAAGAAAAACAAAGAUAAAAGAAAGAAGAAAAGUAUAGAUCCAGAUUCUAUUCAAAGUGCCUUAUUAGCAUCAGGUCUCGGAUCAAAACGACCUAGUUUUUCAUCUACACCAGUUAUCUCACCUGCUCCUAAUAGUGCACCAGCUAAUAGUAACGCCAGCAGUAACAGCAGCCUUAUAACAAGUCAGGAUGCUGUGGAGAGGGCCCAGCAGAUGAAGAAAGACCUACUUGAGAAACUGGAAAAGUUAGCUGAAGAUCUCCCUCCAAAUACCCUGGAUGAACUUAUUGAUGAGCUGGGUGGCCCUGAGAAUGUGGCUGAGAUGACUGGCCGAAAAGGGCGGGUUGUGAGCAACGACGAUGGAAGCAUAUCUUACGAGUCAAGAUCUGAACUUGAUGUGCCAGUGGAAAUACUAAACAUUACAGAAAAACAAAGGUUUAUGGAUGGCGAUAAGAAUAUUGCUAUCAUCUCAGAAGCUGCCAGCUCGGGUAUUUCCUUACAAGCAGAUCGCAGAGCUAAAAAUCAAAGGCGAAGAGUUCAUAUGACUCUGGAAUUACCCUGGAGCGCUGAUAGAGCAAUUCAACAAUUUGGAAGAACUCACAGAUCAAACCAAGUGACUGCUCCCGAGUAUGUCUUUCUGAUUUCUGAACUGGCGGGAGAACAAAGAUUUGCCUCCAUUGUUGCCAAAAGACUUGAGAGCCUGGGGGCGCUUACACAUGGUGACAGAAGAGCAACAGAAUCUCGAGAUCUGAGCAGAUUCAACUUUGACAAUAAGUAUGGAAGAAAUGCUUUAGAAAUUGUUAUGAAAUCCAUUGUAAAUUUGGAUUCUCCUAUGGUAUCACCACCUCCAGACUAUCCUGGAGAAUUCUUCAAAGAUGUUCGACAAGGACUGAUAGGUGUAGGCCUGAUAAAUGUGGAAGAUCGCUCAGGAAUUCUUACUCUUGAUAAAGAUUAUAACAACAUAGGAAAGUUCUUAAAUAGAAUUCUGGGCAUGGAAGUGCAUCAACAAAAUGCGUUAUUUCAGUAUUUUGCGGACACACUUACUGCAGUUGUUCAGAAUGCCAAAAAAAAUGGACGAUAUGACAUGGGAAUCCUAGAUCUUGGUUCUGGAGAUGAGAAGGUGAGGAAAAGCGAUGUUAAGAAGUUUCUGACUCCGGGGUAUUCGACCUCUGGCCAUGUAGAGUUGUACACUAUCAGUGUAGAGAGGGGGAUGUCCUGGGAGGAAGCGACCAAGAUCUGGGCUGAGCUGACAGGACCAGAUGAUGGCUUCUACUUGUCAUUGCAAAUAAGGAACAACAAGAAAACUGCCAUCUUAGUUAAAGAAGUAAACCCUAAAAAGAAACUUUUCUUAGUUUAUCGACCAAAUACUGGGAAACAGCUCAAAUUAGAAAUUUAUGCUGAUCUCAAAAAGAAGUAUAAGAAGGUAGUCUCAGAUGAUGCCUUUGUGCACUGGUUAGACCAGUAUAAUUCAUCCGCAGAUACUUGUACUCAUGCUUAUUGGCGUGGCAAUUGCAAAAAAGCAAGCUUGGGAUUAGUCUGUGAGAUUGGUCUUCGCUGCCGCACAUAUUACGUCUUAUGCGGCUCUGUCCUGAGUGUGUGGACAAAAGUGGAGGGUGUGCUUGCCUCUGUCAGCGGCACGAAUGUGAAAAUGCAGAUUGUUCGGCUAAGGACAGAAGAUGGACAACGGAUUGUAGGCUUGAUCAUUCCGGCAAAUUGUGUGUCUCCUCUCGUAAAUCUCCUGUCAACGUCAGACCAGUCUCAGCAGCUUGCGGUCCAGCAGAAACAGCUGUGGCAGCAGCAUCACCCACAGAGCAUCGCCAACCUGAGCAACGCCUGAAGGACAGACAGGUGUCAGCACGGGUCUGUCUGAGAUGCUGUGGGAGCGUAUCAUUUGCAUAAAAAUCAGGGACAGUUUCCAAAGAAUUAUAUAUUUUUUUUGGUUGUGCUCUCUAGUUAAUUUUUGGGGGAAUAAGGACAAACCUGGAAUAGGUAGCAAAACUGAAAAUCAGCAGUGCCGAUGGUAGUGUAUGUGUCUUUCCUUUCGCCUCCCUGGGGCUUCUAUUUGGGUGAGCAGAGGGGGAUACACGCGCACAUGCGCGUAUGUGUGUGUAUGUGCGCCUGUGUGUGCGUCGGUCUGUUUGUGUGUUUGUUAAAGGCUACAAACCACAUCUGGUUUAAAAUGCUUGGAACUUCCCAAACUGGCUUUACUUUUCUGUUACACAGUGCUCAGGGUUAAUGCAGUACAUUCAUAUCAUUGCUGGGGGAGCUAUCCCCAGAUGCAUGUGUUGAGUCUAUAAAUAUAGAAACUAUAUAUUGAUUUCUUUUUCCAGCUUAAACAAUAGGUUUACUAAAGCAUGAAAUGAAAGGCUGCAUAUCAUGCAUUCAGGUUCUUCUGUAGUUUUUGUUCUGACAGCGCAUGUCUUUGAAAGCAUGGGUAAACAAGAUUAACACAGACAUCAAGUAUUGGAGAGAAGAUUUGUAGAUGUAUAGCAUUGGUUAUUGCAUUUUUAUAGUGUUUAUACCUGGGUGUUGCUUCUAGCCUUGCAGACCCUUCCCCCUCACUUCCCUGCCCCAGGUUUCUGUCAAGGUAACGAGUACAUACUUUUUGUAAUAAAACUCUUCAAAGUUAAUUUUAAUGUAUUAAUAGUAUUCCUAACGUGUGCUGCAAAAAUGGCUAUAAGCCUGUUUUUCUUAAAAGUUACAUUUUCCUUAACUUAAAGAUAGUUUUAGAAGUACAGUUGGCUUCCAUCUUGCAAACACUCUGUUUUUACUUCAUUUCAUUAUCUGAAGUUUUUGUCACUCAUAAACAGAAAACCGUACUUGAGUUGUAAACUAGAAAUGAGGAAACACUUGAGGCUUCUGCUGUAUGUUUUUUUGUUAUUGUUGUUACCCAGUAACUUGAAUAUUGUUUCAUGUGUUGUAAGACAUUGUAGAGUUUAUCUGAAACUGUUAAAAAUGGUAAUGUACAAAUGUGAAUAGACACUUAUCUGUAACAUGGGUAAGUUGUGUUUUGCCUAUAAUAGAUCUGUAUAAAAACAAGUGAGGGACAGUUGGUCUUUUCCUUUCAUUUUUUUUUUUCUUUGCUUGCACGGGUUGCACUAUUAAAAUUGAGAUUGUAUAAACCUGGUCAAAAACUGCAAGGUACCAAAAUCUUGUAGAUGUUAAAUAAAAAGUUGUCAUCCUAACAAAGUGGACUCGUGCUUAGGUCCUCACGGGGGACUUCAGUUGUAGGCUGGAGGGGACUGCAGGGCUUGGUGUGGCCUCAGGUUCCAGGGAGUUGUAGAGUCUGCUUAAAACCUGCUCCUCAAUUCUGAGGUGGUGUUGAGGAAGGGUAAAACGAUAUACUUCUGACGGUUUUUCAGUUUGAAUUGUUCCCUUUGUAACUUUUUAAACUUCUCGAAUUGGGGAAGAGGUCUAGUAAGGGAUAGAAUCCUGACCCAAAUUUAGGUCUUUCAUCCGCUUGUGUUUCUUUAGCUCUGACUUUGGUGAAGUUUAUCCUGUUUUCUUUGGAUUUAUUUUUUCUUGGUGCCUAAAAGAACAAGUUGAGACUAAUUUCUGUUUUGGGGCAAUGUUUUGCCCAGAAGAUGCAGCUUUUAUCCUCGGUCCAGUCUGUGCAUCUCAGGCAGUGAUCCUUAAGAACAUCUCCCGGUGUCUGUCCCUUGUCAGGACCACUGACCAGCUCCAGCUGCAGCCAAAGCCUCCCAGUUGGUGCGUUUGUAUGUAAACGGGUGUCCUGCUGGCGACCUUCAGCAAGUUAAGGUGAAGCCGAACUGGGGAAGGGAGGCAUAAAGAGCUGCUCCUCUGGUGAGACCCAGUGGGGGAUCAGGACAGAUCCUCCUGGGCCGCUGGCCCAGCUCCCUUGUGUGUGUGUGUGAGGGUCUCUGUCCAGUAGGCUCUGGUUCCCCCAGCCCAGGCUAUGCUGUUGUGUUUGCGCUUAAGGGGCUGGAGUGUGUGGUCUUUGUAGAAUUGAGGCACCUGAAAGCCCUUUCGAAGCAGACUUUCCAGAGGUGAGCAGUGUGGAUGGGCAGGGGCCAUACCCCUACACCCUUGGUGAUGCUUGUGCAGCACUCAGGGCCAGUGCCUGCCCCUCCAGAAGUGAAUACCCGAUGUCUACAUUGUGCCCUGUGAAAGCCAGCGAGCCUGAGUCGGCCACCAGGGAGCCCCAGCACAGGGCCCACUUCUGUCAGAAGCCCAGGUCUUGACAACAGCCAGCUUGUACAGAACAGGUCGGUCCUCUGCAGGAUCCAGAUCCAGAUGCCACAACUCCACCCAGAGGCCUUGUUUAGCCCAGCAGGAGUCCACGUGGCCUCCGCAAUGCCUUUCCUCCCUCUUUAGCAAUACGGCUCUGAGCCUGCACAUUUGCUUGUAAAUCAUGCCUGUGUUUUCAGAGUGUACAAUGACGAUUGUACCAAAAACCACUUGUGAGUCCAGAGCUGCUCAGAUGUCCCCGGGGCAGUAGUGUCCCCUCAGCAGCAGUCUCCCUCCAUGGGGUCUCUGCACUCGGUGGUGGGAGUUCAUGAAAGUAUUGAGGAAGUGUUCCUUUGAACACAGUUUGAUCAAAAGUAGGUAGGCUAAGCAGUUUUCUCUUUUGGCUACUAAAUUGUGAUACAUUCUUCAGUAUCUUCUCUCUACUGUGUAUAUGAAUUAACAAGAACCUGCAUCCAAAGCACUGAAGUAGGCUGUGUUUGUAUGUGCGUGUAUAUAUAUAUUUAUAUUUAUUCUUGGUUAAUUAGUACUUCACGAGUCAUUUUGGGUUGCAACAAAAAACCUUUUUAGUUUGCUCUGUCUGUAGAGGCAGAAAUUAUAGAUUAGCAAAUCCCUUGAGAAUAUAUUUUUGGCCUUAGCCUGUGGAACAUUCAUGUGUCAGUCUCCACGUGAUGCUACUCGAACAACUUCUGACAGGCAAAAGGAAGAGGGUACCAGGACUCCAUGUCCUGUUGUGUAAUCAGAGCAUUGUUUACCCUCCUUCCACUUUCCAGUUUAACAUGAAAACAAGAGGCAAGAGAUUAGGAAUUACUUCUGCGUCUCGAUUUAGGAAAGCAGGGGCAGAAGUUUUCUUUCAGUCCUCUUCUUGGUAAGUUAUUAGAGGACAGAGCCUUAAUCCAGUUAUUCUCACUUUACAAAUGUCCGUGAGUGGUACUGGGCGGCUCUAAGAAGGGUGCUAGGAAGAGCCACCGUUAAGACAGGGACCCGGAGAAUGGAGGUGAGCCCAGACGCCCCCUGCAGCACAUUGCCUAUCCCUCCCUGGGCCUGCGGUCUCCCUGGCUCCCAGCACACCUGUGUACACGCCCAUGUGCUCAGAGGUGGCAGGCAUUCCAUGUCAGGGCUGCAGUGGAGAACACCGUUUGCAGAAAACCUCCUCAUGCAAGGCCAGUUGUCUGAUAGAAGUGCAGUGUGUUUUAAGUGAAAAAACCACAUGUAGAUACCUGCAGCUCAAACUAGCUAGCAAUUUUUUUUCUGCGUAUAUUGGUGAAAUCUGGAACCUACUUUCUAAUUGUAUGCUGUACUUAUAUAUAUGUACAUUAAUAUGUAUAUAGAGAAAUGUAAGUUCUUUUGAAUUCGGAAUGUAAAUAUUUCUUGUAAAUUGGGACCCCACCCACUUAUUUUUCCCUUAUCCCUCUUCCCUUUACUCCUAUUUAUUCUUUUCUUGACUUCUCAUAUGGGGUAUUUCACUACUUUUUUUUUCCUGCUUAGGAAAGUAUGGGGAACUUAGUUGAAUUUGUUCUUAGCUCUCAGUUUCACAUCUUUGCUGUACAGUACCUGUCUGUUCCAAUAUGCUUGAUUAUGCACUGCAUUUUUAUCACGAUCUCGUCUGUGUGCGAGACGUAGUGGAGGAGUGCACUGGAGUGCCCUUUACGUGGUGGGGUGAUGUUCCGUUCUGUUCAUUAUGUUGUUCUCUGGAAGCCACAGUGAGUCUGACAUUUUCCUUCCCUUUUUUUGGUCUCCCAAGACUUCAUGAAGCUCCUGUAACUUCUUCAGUGCAUUUGGGAUCAAACUUAGCUCUUGAGGAAACUUGACUUGCUCCUUCCUUUGCAGUUUUUCAGUCCUGCACCAAAUCUCUCAGGUUGGAUUUUCCGCCUAACGGGGACAUUUUGCAGAUUAGAAACUGAAUCACUUUUCGUAGCCCGCUGCUGCAAAUUCCCUAUGUUAAUUUAAGAAGUUGAGCCUGUACUUUUAACCCACAUAUAACAAUCACAGAUUUAUUUUGCAGCUGAUGCACGUAAUCAGUCUGCUUUGCCUCUAACUUGUUUAAGGGUAUUUAUAGCAGGCUCCCUCCCGGUAGGUGAUGGACAGGUGACAUUGGAGAACACGUAUGCUGUGGGGCCCUGAGCACCCAGGCUGGCUCUGGCGGAGGUCUAGUGGGCGGUUACCACUGAGGGCCGGCCAGUGUAUCCCCUGAGCCCUGCCCUCCUCCCUCUGCUGGGGACUUCUUGGCAGAACCAGCCAGGAAACAGCCUGAGUUGGGGAGUGGCACUCUGAAUGAUCUGUGUUAUCAGUAGGGAGUGGUGGCCAACACCCAGGAGGAAAACAUUGGUUUGUUGUUUGUAGAUUUGGCACCUUUAAAAAAAUAUUUCUGGGGGCUGGGGAUUUAGCUCAGUGGCUCCGGUGCCUGCCUCACAAGUGCAAGGACCCAAGUUUGAUCCCUGGUACCAAAAAAAAAAAAAAAGAAAAAAAUUCUCUAUAAUUUUCCA